ACAACGAUAUCAUCUAUAUUCGUCAACAAUGGCUUCAUUAGUACAGCGUCGUAUGCUCUCAAAGGCGGAUGAGGAGGCAGCCGACGAGGUCGAGGUUCGACGUGAGGAUCAGGACAAGAUCAACCGGUUCAGCCGCCUACACCAGCGAGAACUUGUUUUGGGCGACGAAUUGAGCGCUAAGAACAAGGAGAAGGAAGAGCUCGACGACUUGUCUACAGAACUCGAACUCGCCGACGAGGACGAGAAGAUCCAGUACAAAAUUGGCGAUGCCUUUUUCCACGUUUCGGUAGAGCAGGCCCAGGAGAUGCUUGAGAAAGCAACGGAGACGCUCGAGGAAGAGUCCACAUCAUUGGAGGACAAGCUAUCGUCUAUCCGUGAGGAGAUGACAAAGCUCAAGGUCGAUUUAUAUGCCAGAUUCGGAAAGCAGAUCAACCUAGAGACUUGAGCAGAAAAAGAAAUCGAAGCCUGAUACCCCCUCAAAAUCAUCGACGUCAAGUCAGCACUCCCGGGAGAAUUCUUAUCCAUAAUGCAGCAAUCCCUCUGCACAUCAACACGCUUAGGAAACUCUAUUUGUAAUACGCCGUUUUGGGGAGCUUGCAGUCGGUGUGGGAAACCGAGUGUGCUUGUGUUAGCACGUUUGAAUGUCAACUGAAGGGCUCA
Messenger RNA from Fusarium graminearum PH-1, 660 nucleotides. RefSeq lists its product as uncharacterized. Gene Ontology annotation, cellular component: prefoldin complex; cytoplasm. NCBI's taxonomy places the organism in Eukaryota, Fungi, Ascomycota, Sordariomycetes, Hypocreales, Nectriaceae. The transcript has 4 exons. The record is from RefSeq and is a predicted model, not a curated record. Gene Ontology annotation, biological process: protein folding. Bases 29 to 445 code for a protein of 138 amino acids.